Messenger RNA from Stereum hirsutum FP-91666 SS1, 1375 nucleotides. RefSeq lists its product as uncharacterized. The transcript is spliced from 4 exons. The record is from RefSeq and is a predicted model, not a curated record. NCBI's taxonomy places the organism in Eukaryota, Fungi, Basidiomycota, Agaricomycetes, Russulales, Stereaceae. Bases 84 to 1154 code for a protein of 356 amino acids.
GUCGCCCACUUUCCCCCUUCCUACCACCUUGAUCUCUAGCUCGUCCCGAAACAUAGAACAAUCCGUUAUUGGACUUUUACGAUAUGUCUUCCGACAAGAAAUCACCAUCGCGACCACCAUCCUACUCUGGCUCUUCCAACACCAACGAUCCAUUCGACUCCAAAUCCCAGUCCUCGUCCAAAUCAUCGAAACUCUCACCGGAAGCCGACCGUCCCAAAGUAAAUAGGUCAGGCACAGGCAAACGGGCGUUCUCAGCCUACGCACAGACAUGGAUCGGGAUGACGCCUGUGUGGUUGAUGGGCGAGGCGUUGAUCCCUGGCGUGAAGGUGGGGACGACGUUUAAAGGCGGUGCGAGGAAGCUGUUAGCUAGUGGAGAGGAGGUAUUGGAAAUGAUUGGGGCGUCGAAGGACGAUGUGAUCGUUGUUCUAGAUAGACAUUUUGCUGGUGCGGGGACGAAGCUCGCGAGUAAGGCAAAGAAGUUGGACGGGACUUCCGACGGUACCUCGACACCCACCAAGGCUGGUAAAGACGGAACGAGUACACCAGGCUCCAAUGCUGCCUUCGAAGAGCAGGCUCGUAAGGCUGCGCAGGUCAUCCGUGCUGCUGGUGAACAUGCGAUCGUUGCCGUAUCGUCAUCUUUUGACCGUGCACAGGCCGAGCUUACCACAAGUUCGCCCGGGAUCAAGAAGAUCGUGAAGAAGCACGGAAAAGACGUCGUUAUUCUCGUUGACAAAGGUCUCAAGAACCCAAUAGUCGUAACCGGCGUCUCCAGAUUCGCCAAAUCAAAAGGAAUCCCCUACUCCGACGCCCUCCUCCGCCUUGCCUCCCUCGGUCUCUCCAAAAUCAUAGACGCACUCCCCGACGACAUCGAAGCCGAAGUCGAAGCCGAAGUCCUCGAUGACGCCGCCCGACACCGCGCGGCCGAACAGUCCGGGAGUGGGAAGAUAGGCGUCGAGGAGAUGGACGGCGAGGAGCUGGAGAGGACGAGUUCUCCGAAAGCGAGGGAGGAGGCGGAUAGGGCUAGUUUGUUGGGGAAGGAGGAGGCUGAUCCGGGGAGUUCGAGUAUGCCGGGUGCGAUCCAUCCGGGUGAGACGGCGGGUGGGGAGGAUCCGUAUAGGAAGAUGAGGGAGAAGGAGGGGUGUUUGGUUAUGUGAGUGGUUGAAAAUAUGUGCAUGAGGGUGGCGGUGUUGGUGAGAUACACGGUUACUUCAUGGGGUAUGUAUAUGGCUUUGGAUAUGGAUUUUGAACCGCUUGGCUCAUAGACCCCGUGUUGGCUUCCUGAUGGUUUGAUACCUUUGUGCGGCACACCUAGGGUUGAUGCAUGGUCACGAUCAAUAUACGACGAGAUAUUCUGGUUAUACAUACUGUACGAUGC